Molecule: messenger RNA, 1908 nt
Organism: Lymnaea stagnalis (great pond snail)
Lineage: Eukaryota; Metazoa; Mollusca; Gastropoda; Lymnaeidae
Source: the annotation of a GenBank genome assembly
AUGUUUGCAAAGUCGCUUCUUUACUCUGAAGUGCCAACUUAUUACACAUGUAGUGCAUCAGCGAACAUGUGUCAACAGUUAGCAAAAAAAAAAAUUAUUAGACCAACGCAUUAGGCCGUCUGUACACUGCUCACCCAAACAAUGCAGAAUGCUUUUACUUGCAAUUAUUGUUCAUCAUUGUACGUUGAAUAAACAACCUCUCUACCGGGUCUCCAAAUAUUUCAUAAGCUCUAACCAUGAUGGAACUUUAUACAUUCAAGUUACUGCAUUACUAUAUACUAGUAACACACAUGAUUGAAGCUACUGGUAUGUAAAAAUAUUAUUUAAGACAAACAUAUACUGUUAUAUUAACACACAUUUUUUAUGUUUAAUUGAUCUAAGUAUUGAGAACAGUUAACUAUCAAGUAUUAGCCACUUAUCGUGAAGUUUGCCAAGAAAUACAACUUUUUUGAAAUCGAUGCACAUUGGGACACUACGCUCUCUGGUGCAUCAAAUAUUGCUCAACAAUAGCAAAUACACACGUUUUAGCAAUUGUAUUGACAACGUGCUUUCCAUCCAUUCCAAAAUAUCUUUGAAUGAAAUACAAAGACAACAUGAAAGAAGACAUUAUACAUCAUUUGCGUGCAACGAAUCAAAAUCUGGUCAUUCAACAUACACCAAACAAGUAUAAUGAGGCAUAUAAUUCGACUGAGGACAUAUGUUUUACAAUCGCUAACAAAUCAUUGGUAGAGUUGGGAAUGACUACUUCAAAUUUAUUUGCAAAAUCAACCUUUUCGAUAGUCAUUUGCAACGAGAAAAACACGUUGAUAUUGACGAAUUGGGUACAUUUGUUCAAAUGAAUCUUCAGCAAUUGUUUCCAGAACAACGCAUGGUUUAUGACAGAACUAUGCAGGCUUAUAUAAGUGAAUAAGGCGGAUUGUAAUUCCUAGAAGAAUCCCGGAGGCACAGAGAAAACUUUGCUAAUUUCACUAAUUGUGGCAAUCAAAUGAUCAAAAGAAAAUAUUGCAAAUGGCAAUAACAUCAUUUGGAAUAAAGGCAAACUUUUUGGAUUGUGGCCGAACAGUGCAUUCAGCACUGAAAUUGUCGCUGAAUAUGCAAAGCACUGAAACACAAACAUGCAAUAUAAAUAAAAAAACGGGAAUGGUUAAAGUACUCUAAUCAUGUCAACUCAUUAUAUGGGACGAAUGUGCAAUGGCGCACAAGUAAGCAUUGGAUGUGUUUCAUCGUGCACUAAAAGAUAUGAGAGGAAAUUAACAGCUCUUUGGCUGCGUAUUUUUUUUUGUUUGGUGUUUUUUGACAAACUCUACCAUUGACACUACGUUUAACGGGUAACGAUAGAAAUUAAAGGCAUGUAUCAAAUCAUCAGUUUUAUGGUGACACGUAAAGAAAUUGACUUUCAAGACCAAUCUGCGUUUACAACUACACCAUGAUGCGUCCGCUGAACGUUUCGCAAAAUAAUUAUUGGACAGUGGGAAUGGAAAAAUGGCAACAGAUGAAUCCAAACGAUGUUUCAUAUUUCCAACAAGCUUGUGUUAAAUCGCAUCAACUUUCGACGAAUUGAUUCACAAAGUUUUCCCUAAUAACGCAAAGAGUAACAAAAAUCAUCAGUGCCUCAAUGCACGUGAUAUAUUAACAGCCAAAAUCAAAGAUGUCAAUGCCAUUCUCUUUAGCAUUCAUAAUGAAAUACUAGGCGAAACAGCAAAGUGUAAUUCCAUCGAUAAUAUUGAAUCAAGACAACGUAGUCAAUUAUCGAACAUAAUUCUUGAAUUCACUAACUUGUCAGGCAUCCUGUCGCAUGUUUUAAUACUGAACAUUAGCGUGUCAAUCAUUCAUCUACGUACCAUAAAUCCACCAUGACUAUCCAACGGUACCAAGCUUUCAGGGAAAAAACUAAUUAACAAUAUCCUC